This is a messenger RNA of Elgaria multicarinata webbii, 1089 nucleotides long. It is a transcript of the gene SOD3, whose product is annotated as superoxide dismutase 3. The record is from RefSeq and is a predicted model, not a curated record. Gene Ontology annotation, biological process: superoxide metabolic process. Lineage: Eukaryota; Metazoa; Chordata; Lepidosauria; Squamata; Anguidae. Gene Ontology annotation, molecular function: copper ion binding.
CAUAAACAAGCAGAGCUCAUACACAUCAGCUCCAGAGAGCUCUGGAAUCUGGACUCAAUUGCUUGCUAUCGCGUGCAUGAAGAGAUCGUAACCAACUGGAAAGGGCUUCUGGAAAAGAAAACUUUGCUGAAGGAACCUGCGCUGAAGACAAUGCCACUUACCUCUGCAUAUUUCCGCUGUCUAUUGCUGUUUCUCGCCGUUGGCUUGAUUCUGUGUGAAUGUGAUGUCACGGGAGCAGAAGGCGAUGCCCAGCCUACCGAAGAGAGCCCACUUCAUGACAUGCAGAAAAAAAUCAAUGACCUGUGGCUGAGUUUGCUCUACCCACAGCAUUAUGAGGAGGUGUUUGCAGCCAACCGUACCACUUACGCCACCUGUGCAGUGAAACCCAACGCCAAACUAGAUUCAGGCAAGCUGCAGGUGACGGGGCACGUUCUCUUCAGGCAGGCCUACCCCUAUGGAAAAUUGGAGGCGAUUUUCUACUUGGAUGGGUUUCCUACCGAGAGCAACCUAUCUGGCAGAGCUAUUCACGUCCACCAAUAUGGAGACCUCAGUGACAGCUGCGACUCUGCUGGAGGACACUACAAUCCUUUUAAAGUAAACCACCCUCGCCAUCCUGGGGAUUUUGGCAACUUCAACUCUAAAGAAGGCAAAAUUAGAAAAUAUAAAUCCAAUCUCAUGGCCACUCUCUUUGGCCCAUACACCAUAAUAGGGCGAUCUGUUGUUGUCCAUGAACAGGAUGAUGACCUGGGCAAAGGGAACAACAAGGCCAGUCUAGAGAACGGAAAUGCUGGGAAACGUUUGGCUUGCUGUGUCAUUGGAACAUGCAACAAAAACCUGUGGGAGAAGAAGUUUCCGGAGAUUAUUGAAAAGCGAAAGAAAGGCUCACAAAACGAGCGCAGAACAGCCAGGCCUAGGUGAAGACCAAAGAAACAACAGUAGCUCCCAAUAGAUUUUGCAUCUGCCAAGCUGGCUGCUAAACAAAAGGGAAAGGUUUGUAGUUCCCUUGAGAAUGUGGAAGAUACGCCUAUUGCUCUAUCGUAGCCCUCCAUUCUGUAAGCAGAUUAAUAAUAAUAAAAAAGUAGCAGCAUA